Drosophila hydei is the source of this 816-nucleotide messenger RNA. RefSeq names its product glycine-rich cell wall structural protein 1. The record is from RefSeq and is a predicted model, not a curated record. Bases 1 to 816 code for a protein of 271 amino acids. The transcript has 3 exons. NCBI's taxonomy places the organism in Eukaryota, Metazoa, Arthropoda, Insecta, Diptera, Drosophilidae.
AUGAAGCCGUUUACCUGUAUUUUCGUUAUCCUCGUUGCCCUGCUGGCCGGCAGUCAGGCGACGUUGGACAGUCUCCUUGGCGGCGGCGGCGGCGGCGGUGGUGGUGGCGGUGGACUCGGUGGUAUCGGCGGUGCUGGUGGUGCCGGCGGCAUUGUCCAGCUGCUGCAAAGCAAACUGGGCGGUCUUGGCGGCGGUCUGGGUGGAGGACUUGGCGGAGGACUUGGCGGAGGACUCGGCGGAGGACUCGGCGGCAAACUAGGCGGCGGCGGCGGUGGCGGCGGUGGCUACUCUGGCGGCUACUCUGGUGGCCGCUCCGGUGGCUAUUCUGGCGGCUACUCCGGCGGGUACUCCGGCGGCUACUCUGGUGGCCACGGCGGCGGCUGGAAGAGCGGCGGCGGCGGCGGUGGUGGCGGCUGGUCAUCGGGUGGCGGCUCCUCUGGCUGGCCCAGCAAGAUAAGCAUCAGUGCCUGGCCUUCCAGCGGUGGCGGCAGCAGUGGUUGGUCCUCAGGCGGCAGUGGCUGGAAAAGCGGUGGCGGCGGAGGCGGCGGUGGCUGGAAGAGCGGCGGCGGAGGCGGCGGCGGUGGCUGGAAAUUGAGCUCUGGCGGCGGAAGCGGCGGCGGUUUGGGCGCUGGUUGGUCUAGCGCCUUGUCUAGCCUCUCAGGCUGGAAGUCCCAAGCUCUCUCAAGUCUUAGCAGUGGCUGGAAAUCAGGUGGUGGCGGCGGCGGCGGCUGGAAAUCAGGUGGUGGCGGCGGCGGUGGCUGGAAGAGCGAAGAGCUGUUCGCCAGCUGCAACAGCUGCCCUAAAGUAAAGACUUGA